CCUUCGCCCACCACGGCCCCUCGGCUCGCCCCUGGCGCUGCUCCUGUGGAGCUCUUCAGAAUGAUUCCCUGCAGAGCAGCCCUGUCCUUUGCUCGGUGUCUGAUCCGGAGAAAAGUCAUCACUCAGGACAGUCUAGAGGAUUCCAAAUUAUGCCGCUGCUUAUCCACCAUGGACCUCAUUGCCCUGGGUGUUGGGAGCACCCUCGGUGCUGGGGUUUACGUCCUGGCUGGGGAAGUUGCCAAGUCGGAUUCUGGCCCAAGUAUUGUCGUGUCCUUCCUCAUUGCUGCCCUGGCUUCUGUGAUGGCAGGCCUUUGCUAUGCUGAAUUCGGGGCCCGAGUUCCCAAGACUGGGUCUGCUUAUUUAUACACAUAUGUGACCGUGGGAGAGCUGUGGGCCUUCAUCACUGGCUGGAAUCUCAUUCUGUCGUAUGUGAUAGGUACGUCCAGUGUCGCAAGAGCCUGGAGUGGCACCUUUGAUGAACUUCUUAGCAAACAGAUUGGCCAGUUCUUCAGAACCUACUUCAAAAUGAAUUACACCGGCCUCGCGGAAUACCCAGACUUUUUUGCCGUGUGCCUCAUCCUGCUGCUAGCAGGUCUUUUAUCUUUUGGAGUUAAAGAGUCUGCUUGGGUGAAUAAAGUCUUCACAGCCAUUAAUAUCCUGGUACUGCUUUUUGUCAUGGUUGCUGGCUUUGUGACAGGCAAUGUGGCAAACUGGAAGAUAAGUGAAGAGUUUCUCAAAAAUAUUUCAGCAACUACCAGCGAGCCACCUUCUGAAAAUGGAACAAGUAGCUACGGAGUUGGCGGCUUCAUGCCUUACGGCUUGGCAGGGACUUUGGCUGGUGCUGCGACCUGCUUUUACGCCUUUGUGGGAUUUGAUUGCAUUGCAACAACUGGUGAAGAAGUCCGGAACCCCCAGAAAGCAAUACCUAUUGGGAUUGUGACUUCUCUACUUGUUUGCUUUAUGGCCUACUUUGGGGUCUCAGCAGCUUUAACACUCAUGAUGCCAUACUACCUCCUCGAUGAAAAGAGCCCCCUUCCUGUAGCAUUUGAAUAUGUGAGGUGGGGCCCUGCCAAAUAUGUUGUUGCGGCAGGCUCCCUCUGUGCUCUGUCCACGAGUCUUCUUGGAUCCAUUUUCCCAAUGCCUCGUGUAAUCUAUGCUAUGGCGGAGGAUGGGUUGCUUUUCAAAUGUCUAGCUCAAAUCAAUUCCAAAACGAAGACGCCAGUAAUUGCUACUUUAUCAUCAGGUGCUGUGGCAGCUGUGAUGGCGUUUCUGUUUGACUUGAAGGCUCUCGUGGACAUGAUGUCCAUUGGUACUCUUCUGGCCUACUCUCUGGUUGCAGCCUGUGUCCUCAUCCUCAGGUACCAGCCUGGCUUGUCCUAUCAGCAACCCAAAUAUUCUCCUGAGAAAGAAGCUCUACAGUCGUGUGCCAGCCCAGCCUCCAAGAGCGGGUCCCAGGUCACCAUGCUGCAGGGCCAGGGCUUCAGCCUUAGGCUCCUCAUCAAACCCUCCCCUCAGCCCACAUCGGUGUCAGCUUCUCUCGUGAGCAUCCUGGUCGGAUUACUGGCGUUUCUGGUCUUGGGCCUGAGCAUCCUGACCACCUACGGAGUGGAGGCCAUCGCCCGCAGGGAGGCCUGGAGCGUUGCUCUCCUGGCGGUGCUGCUUGUUCUCUGCAUCGCCAUCAUCCUCACCAUUUGGAGGCAGCCCCAGAACCAGCAGAAGGUAGCCUUUAUGGUACCAUUCUUACCAUUUUUGCCAGCAUUCAGCAUCCUUGUGAACAUUUACCUGAUGGUCCAACUGAGUGCCGACACUUGGGUCAGAUUUAGCAUCUGGAUGGCACUUGGUUUCCUGAUUUACUUUGCUUAUGGCAUUAGACACAGCCUGGAAGGUAAAUCAAGGGAUGAAGAAGAAGAAGAGGAGGAAGAAGAGGAGGAGGAGGAGGAAGAGGAGGAGGAGGAAGAGGAUGGUUAUGCAGGCAACGGUCAUGGAGCAGCAGAAGGAAAAUGCACCAUACAAGCAAAUAACCGUCACCAAAGAAGCCGCACCUUACCUUUCUUAUUCCAUGAAAAUACCAGCGAAUGCUAAUGCUUGCAGGUGCCCCGCCAGCCCGCCAUCCUGACUCACACGCCACCCCGGAGUCAGCCAUGGCGGGAUGUCGUCAUCAUGCUAGGUUUCACAAGUGUGCCAUGGACCUAGUUUGCCCUGGUUUCUACUCACUCUUCUGGGCAGCACUUCCUCGUGUGGAAUCAUGUGCCUGGGGUGACAUUCACCUGCGCCCUCCCUCAGUGAUGACUAACCCACUCCCCCCACCCCUGUGUGAGUGUGGAUGUGGAAAGUUGUUGGUGUUUUCCUGCAUUUCAGUUCUUGUUGUCAUCAAUUGGCAGCAUAGACUACACAUACUGAAAUGAAGGUAAAGCACGGAAGAGAAGAGUGUUUCGUCUGCGUCCUUACAGAGAGCAUGCUAACAAAUGUACUUACCCAUCCAGUUGCCUGUCGGUGGUCUGAGUGGGCAGAGGGCGGAAAGAAGCUCUUCUCUGAGCUGCAGAUGCCAGCGGCAGCUUUCCCACAGGCUAGGUUUGGCCUGGCUAACAAGGUCUUGACAGUGGGCUAACCUUAGCCAGUCAGGGUGUUUGUUUCUGCUCUACUGCACAGCACAGGGGUGCCAUGCUCAGUCACUGGGUGGCACCCUGGGGAGCUCUUAGCUCCUUUAAAUGUGUCCUCCUCCAUAGGAGGGCCUCAUGCUGGGAAUGCGGUCACCAUCAGCCCAGUCUGAGGCCUGCGGAAACAGUGUGCUCUCCCUGGGGACCUUCUUACUAGCAAGCAAAGCAGAAACCUCCUGGCAGAUCCAAGAGUUAGACCCAUGCUCAGAUAACAAGAUUAACCAAGCAGGCUUGCUUUAAAAGUCACUUAAAAGAAGCCAAUCUUGUCUCCCAGAUCACACGAUUGGCUUUGUGAUUCAUACAAUUCCCGAUUUUGUGAAUAACUAGUCACACUGUAGUGUUCUUAGCCGCGUCAGGCACAGAAUUCACUCCUGUUUUGUUUUGUUUGUCUGGCCUGUGGUGUGCAGGGCUACAGAAACACACGUUCUCUCUAGUACAGGACAACAAUGAAGGGGCACAAGAGAAAAGUCGCUCUCUGAUUUCCUGGUGCCUCUUCAGAUGUUCAUGGACAUUUGGCCUAAUGUCACAGGUUCCCAUCAACUUUGCCUCUGUUUCUUUUGGAAACUUAGGGAUGUUCUCCCCCUUUGACUAAAUUAUUUAGCACUUUUGAUUUCAUUUCUUCUCAAGUAACUAUAUUAAAGCGCUUCAUGCACACCCCAGUAUUCUCUGGUAAGCCAUCAGUCGUUAGGGGUGGGUUGGGGAUGGGGGAGAUGUUUUGUUCAAAUACAAUUAUUUUAAACUUCAAUCUAAAAAUCAACUUGAAUUAAAAUUAUGAACUUUUUCCCCCGCAUGUAAGAUCCUCCAGUUUGCUGUAUUUUAUUUAAUAGGGCUUUCUUAUCAUGAGCUAUUUAGCUAAAAUGUGUGUUUUACUUCUCAUGGGAUAGUUUUUCUUACAAUUUUUCUUAAAGUGGUUUGCUAAAUGUAGCGAGAAACUAGAUUUAUGUUGUGGGUUACACGCCCAGGAUACUUGUCGUGAGUGAUAACCGUGCACACCAAUCCACCAGGUUAAUCCAAAGACCAGGAGAACAUUUAUUUUCUGACAUCUCUUCUGAGAAGUCAGUUAUUUUAUUGGUGCCAUUAAACAAGUUGUGAUUGAUUUGUUUAAACAUUGAUAGCAAUUACCUAUCAAAUAAACAGGAAGAAAGCCUGGUUUUCUGGCUGCUAUGUUGUAGCACCCUGACAGAGAAAUCAGUGCUGACAUUCCACAUGUCCCAGGGUGCACAUGUUCAAACUUGAAGCUCAGCAUUUUCUUUCAAGCUGCAUGUUUUACUAGAGAGGGGGAGUUAGAUAAGCGAGUGGGGACAUGUAAGGACUAGGGUAGGUGAAGUCAUGCAUUCUCCCCGUUGUAGCAGCACACCGACAACAACCCUUUUUAUUCCACAGUACAUCAGAAUUAGCCCUUGGAUGCAUGAGAAAUUUGACGCAUGAGUCUUUAACUCUUUCACUAACAAAAUCAAGAAAUUUCAUUAGAACUCGAUAGGCAGCUAGAAGUACUAUACCCAUUCUAUUCAAUUAGAAUAAAAAUGAUUGUGUUUCCACCUGAAAUGAAAUAUCGAUUAUAAAUGCAAAUGUCUACAGUGUAAAACACAUUGCUGGUGACUCUGCUUUCCUCCCCUUUUGUGAAGAUUCAAGUUGUGUGUGUGUGUGUGUGUGUGUGUGUGUGUGUGUAUGCAUGCAAAUAUGUAAACACAUUUAUGUGUGGGUUUGUGUAUAUAUAUCAGUAUAUCUACAUAUAUUUCAAGUACCAAUGUAUAAGUAAGUUGGGCCUAUGAUGGGCUUUGGAAAUGCUAUUUUUAAGUGUAUCAGAAGCCCAGCUUAUAUCUGAUAGGUAUGCUUAUACAAAAUUGUUAGGUUUUUAACUAUUUUGAAGUAUUCAACAAUUUUAUAUGGAUAUUUUCUAUAGCUAGAUUCUUUAAGGUAUUUAUACUGUUUCUAAUAUGAAAUUAUUCUCUAGGACAUUAUAACAGGUGCUUUCUAGUCUGAAAUGGAGUUGGGGUGGAGGCCUUAGAGUAUUGCUGUUUACUUGUUUCUCUAGCACCUUCUCUGACUUAUUUAUCUCUAUAUGUGUUUAUUAGUAAAAGCCAGUACUAUGAACUCUUCUUAUACCAGCUCUCUCCCUAUAUUUGAAUUCAUAACCUUUGAGACAAAAUGUUCUUUUUCAUUAGGAUUACCAAAAUGUUUUAUAUAUCGUUGACAAGUAAUCAGUUAAGCAUAUAUAAAUACCUUUUCAGAAAUUGAAAAAAAAGAAAGAAAGAAAAGCGCACAUUCUCUUUAUGGUCAUUGACUAAAACCGCUUUUACUCUGUUAUACUAGAAAAUAGCACUCGGCAUUUUCUGUGAGAAACUUCCCCAAUAGCACCUUUAGGUUAUCCUCUUAAAAGAGGGAAUGGUUUGUGAGUUACUACAUUAAGGUAAUGCCAACCCUACAUUUAGGGAGGUAGCCGUGCAAAUUCAAGUUUAAAAGCGCUUAUGUUUUGAUACAUAUUGAAAUGCAGAUUUUUGUUCAACCACAGCCCCAGAGAUAAGCUGGGGCUUAUCAAGCAAGCCAAAGGCAAAAUAGUCUUUGAAAUGUAUACAUUAAAGAAAAAGAUGUAGACAAAUAAAACUUCACUAUCACCCAGCGCAUUCGUUGCUGAGCCUCGAUCUGCGCGACUCGAGGACAGAGUUACCACAGCCGGUUUCCAGGGCUGUCGCCGGCCUAUGGGCACAGACUGCCGAAUAUUUACCCACUCUGCCACUGUCAUUGGUAGAAAAUCACAAUCUCAGAAUUACUUCCUUUGAACAAGCUAAGCCUCUCAAGAUUUCUGCAUAAAGAGUUUUUAAAGAACAUUUUUAUUUUAAAUAUUAGUCAAAAUAUUUUGAGUCCUGAAUGUUUUUUAGGUAGUUGUUUAUAUAUAUACACAUACAUACUCUUAAAUAAAAUAUUUUAAAUUAGCCUAUGCAGCAUAUUAGCAAAAUAAAGCAUUUACCAAAUUCCUUUCUGGGUUUAUGUGAACCCUGGGAAAGGAGGAAAAAGGACAGGCAGGUCCCUGCAAUGCUGAUGACAGAGGGAGCAGAGCAGCUUCUUCCUCCUCAAAAGGCAGUGCCACUCAGUAAUGCUCAGAGCUUAACCUUUGAGCAAAGCUGCACAGAGAUUCCAGCUCCCUGGUGUCACCUUGCUGAUGGGGGCCUGCUGUGCCUGAUAUGCCCCAAGUGACCUUGAGUUAGCACCAAAAAGCACAAUUUCCACAGAAUUUUAACAGGGUAGGUUUACACCCUGGAUUAUUAAACUCCACAUGAUUAGUGUGAGUUUGAAAGUUUUUUGUUUUUUUAAAAUCGACUUCUCUUUAUGCCAAAAGAGCCUUCUCCAUGCCCUUUGCACUUUGCGGAGUUCCCUGGCACAUCCUAACGUAAGGGGAAAAGUGUCAGCAUCUGAAUAGCCAUACCAACAGAUAGAUGUUUUUAAAGCCACAGAGAUGUGAAAAUAAGGUUGCUUGAUGUUUAACUGAGAGGGCGUUUGUUUUUCAUUUUUUUCUUCCUCCUUAUGUAAUCAUACUUAAAUAUUUUUGAAUGGCUUUCUAAUUUCUAGGCUUUGAGGUGCCUGAUCAGUUAUUGUAGUUGUUGGCUUAGUUGUUAGUUUUUGCAACAUUAUUGCUUAUAUGUACACAGUUUAAUCUUAUUGGUUACAGUCCAUCGUCUGGUUUAAUCCUGUCCUGGGGUGAGGUGACCUCCAAGCAUGAGUGUCUAUAGCUACAACUGUUGGUGGGGGUCUUGGGAUGAAGGGAGAAGUUAUGAGGUGAAAGAAAUCAGGUGGUUCAGGGUCCUUGAUUUCAGUUCUAAAUCCCAUGAGUAUGUCAAGGGGAAUGAAAAAGGACCAAGGAACCUUUCUGACUCAGAUAGGAGUGGCUGCGUCCUGCACCUGGCACUAUAAGGCCUGGCCUGCUGCAGUCCCUGCAUACACAGACCAAUGGCCUACACCGAGCCAGUCAAGGGCCCUGUGCUGCCAGUGGGACAGGUGGUAUCACAGCACACUUGAUUGCUCAGUUCUUCAACUAGGGGUGCCCAAUUGUAUUGCCUCAGUCUAUCGUCACACUUCAUAAAAACUGUUGGAGGGCCACAAACCCCACAGAAAUUCUGUCUGUAGAAGCUGACAAAUGCAUUGGUCUUAUGCAAAUGUAAACGUAAACAUUUUACUUAGUCUUAAUUUUAAAUUGAAAUGUUUUGAAUGAAAAUCAGCAUUUUUACUUAUAAAUUUGAAUUAUGUUUUAGAACUUGUCUUAAAUAAAAUCUUGCUUUACCACUGUAAGAUACAUUUUGUCGUGUGAGCAUGUAUUUUUAAAAUAAAUAUGAGUUGCAAUAA
This is a messenger RNA of Echinops telfairi (small Madagascar hedgehog), 6995 nucleotides long. It is a transcript of the gene SLC7A2, whose product is annotated as solute carrier family 7 member 2. Gene Ontology annotation, cellular component: plasma membrane. The coding region runs from base 61 to 2082 and encodes 673 amino acids. The record is from RefSeq and is a predicted model, not a curated record. Gene Ontology annotation, biological process: transmembrane transport; amino acid transport. NCBI's taxonomy places the organism in Eukaryota, Metazoa, Chordata, Mammalia, Afrosoricida, Tenrecidae. The transcript is spliced from 12 exons. Gene Ontology annotation, molecular function: amino acid transmembrane transporter activity.